Messenger RNA from Closterium sp. NIES-65, 498 nucleotides. NCBI's taxonomy places the organism in Eukaryota, Viridiplantae, Streptophyta, Zygnematophyceae, Desmidiales, Closteriaceae. The record is from the annotation of a GenBank genome assembly.
AUGUCAGGAUUUGAGGCCUUCCGGGGGAAGGCUGAGCUUGAUGCCGAAACGAAGGACCUGAAGGAGGAAGAAAAGGAGGUGUACGACUCGGAGGACAUGGAGGAGGAUAAGAAGGAGGAGGAUGAGGAGGAGGAGGAGGAGGAGGAGGAGGAGGAGGAGGAGGAGGAGGAGGAGGAGGAGGAGGAGGAGGAGGAGGAUGACGAGGAGGAGGACGAGGAGGAGGACGAGGAGGAGGAGGAGGAGGAGGAGGAGGAGGAGGAGGAGGAGGAGGAGGAGGAGGAGGAGGAGGAGGACGAGGAACAGUGGGGGCAGGAGCGGAGGAAGAGGAAAAGGCACAAGAGACCUAGGGCAGGCGGGAGGGAUGAGGAAGAGGAUGAGAAACGGGGGGGGCAAGAGCUUAGGAAGGGCAGAAGGCACAAGGGAGGGAAAACCAGGGGAGGCAGGAGGGAAGCGGACGAGGAAGAGGAGAAGGAAGAGGAGCUGGGGGAUAAGAAAUAG